ACACUGCCACUCAACACCUCCUGCAAUAUUCACAUCAAACUGGAGGACAUGCAGAGGACCGGUCAGUUUGUGAUUUAAUGUAAGAUAAGAGGUGUUGCAAACCAGUUUGCCCGGAUACUCAAAGGGGGUCAUUUUGUGACCAUGUCUUCUGGGAGUUAUGGGAAGUCAUUUGCAUAUGCAUUUAAGCAUGAAUGUAAAGGCAAAGUGGUGAUGCUAGAAACGGCCCCUAUCUCCAGAUCUGUUCUGAUACAAAGUUUGGGAGUUGAGGUUGAAAGAGCACCAACUCCUCUUCUUUUGGACGUUGUUACUCGAAGUGUUCAAGAGGACAGUAUGACUUUCCUACAUUCCUAUGAUGAUCCAGAUCUUACCGCUGGACAUGCCAGCUUAGGUUUUGAGAUCCUGGAGGUUGUACCCUAUCCAGAUGUUGUGGUUGUUUGCUGUGGUGGAGGGGGGUUACUUGCUGGUGUGGCAGCAGCCAUCAAACUGUCUGGUUGUGAGAACACAAAGAUCUAUGGAGUGGAACCAGAAGGAGCAUGUACAAUGUACAAGAGCUUCAUUGAGAAGAAGCCUGUUGGUAUGGAUGCUAAAAGCAUUGCUUCAGGGCUAGCACCACCAUUUGCAGGUAUGAUUGCAUAUGAGCUGUGUCAGAAGUAUGUUGAGAACAUUGUGCUGGUGACCGACGAGGAGAUCAAAUCUGCAGUUUCCACACUUUAUAGAGCUGGUCUCGUACUGGUCUCAUUGUUUGAACCUUCAGGCACUGCGGCGUUCACUGCUGUCACGAAUGACAAAAUACCAGAUAUCAAUGGCAAGAAUGUGGUGGUCAUCCUCAGUGGAGGAAACAUUGGAGAUGAGCUUAGCAACUUUCCUGACUAA
Molecule: messenger RNA, 873 nt
Organism: Sinocyclocheilus anshuiensis
Lineage: Eukaryota; Metazoa; Chordata; Actinopteri; Cypriniformes; Cyprinidae
Product: phenylserine dehydratase-like
Biological process (GO): L-serine catabolic process; L-threonine catabolic process
Molecular function (GO): threonine deaminase activity; L-serine ammonia-lyase activity
Source: RefSeq, a predicted model, not a curated record